AUGGGAAGUUUAUGCUGCGGACCUAAUGCAGUUGAGCCAGUAGGCCGUUCAAUAUCAUCCUCUAGGACUAAAGAAAGCCAAAAAUCACCUUCAUUACCCCAAGAGAGCCCUAAAAAAUGAUGAAACAAAGAAAAACGUCCAAAAUACGGAAAAACAGCAAAUAAUCCUGUUGGACCACCAGGCCUUCAAAAUCUAGGAAACACCUGCUUUAUAAACGCUGUCUUGCAGUGUAUUUUUAACACACAACCCUUACAGGAAUAUUUUUUAGGAGGAAUCUACCAAAAUGAUAUAAGCCAAAACGCAAGUAACCAAGGUGAAUAUGCCAGAGCUCUCGCAACACUCCUAACAGAGCAUUGGCUAAGGGCUAACAAAUAUAUCAGACCUCAAGAAUUCGUAAAUUUAGUUUGGCAGAGUUCUAUACUUUUCCGUAAAGGUCUUCCACAAGAUGCCCAUGAGUUUCUUUCUUUUUUUUUAGACAAAUUGCAUGAGGAUUUAAACAGAGCACCAAAAACUAGUAAAAAACUGGCAACAAUAAAAGGGAAAAGAUCCGAGCGAUAUGCAGCGAAAAGUUGGAGAAGCUACUUAGAGACCAAUUGUUCAAUAAUAAUUGAUCUAUUUCAAGGGCAACUCCGGUCAACAUUAAAAUGCUUGAAUUGUAAAGGAGCCAAAGUUAAGUUUGAAAACUUUUUACAUUUAAGUUUACCAAUACCAUCAAAUAUACAAAAUCCAUGCCUUGAUGACUGUAUGAGAGAAUUCACAAAAGCAGAAUUUUUAGUUGAUAAAUGAUUUUGUCCAAAAUGUCAGACACCUGUGUCAGCUGCUAAAAAAUAUGAUAUAUGAAAGGCUCCACCAAUAUUAAUUAUUCACCUUAAAAGAUUUAUUUUCAAUAGAGAUAAACGAGGCAAGGUCGAAGGUCUUGUAAAUUAUCCUCUCGAAGGAUUUGACUUAACAAAAUAUACAGCAAGCACCCAAAGAGAGGUUCCACUUUAUGAAGCAUUUGCAAGAAUUGACCAUUCAGGGUCAUUAGAAAAUGGUCAUUACAGUGCUGCUGUGAAGAAUAAAAGUGCCCAAGAAUGAUACUCUUAUGAUGACUCUUUAGUAGACAAGCUUGAUGAAACUGAUUUGGUUUCACCUGAAGCUUAUGUGCUGUUUUAUCAAAAAACGUCUAUCAGAGAAUUUAAACGACAACAGUUUGAUCUUCCUGAGCUAUGGCCCCAUAUAGUGAAAGCAACACUUGCAAGAAGGCCAAGCGAAGUUUCUGAUCAAGAUGUGUCUUUCAUGUCAAACGAUUCUCAUAUGUCCAAUGAAAGCUAUCAAAACCACUUUUCAGAUUUAUCAGUCAAAGAUUCUUACUAA
Molecule: messenger RNA, 1356 nt
Organism: Blepharisma stoltei
Lineage: Eukaryota; Ciliophora; Heterotrichea; Heterotrichida; Blepharismidae
Source: the annotation of a GenBank genome assembly